Vitis riparia (riverbank grape) is the source of this 862-nucleotide messenger RNA. RefSeq lists its product as uncharacterized. The record is from RefSeq and is a predicted model, not a curated record. The transcript is spliced from 2 exons. Lineage: Eukaryota; Viridiplantae; Streptophyta; Magnoliopsida; Vitales; Vitaceae. The coding region runs from base 196 to 342 and encodes 48 amino acids.
GGAGUGGAAACUAAACUCCAAGAGAGGCACCUUCAAAAACCCUCCUUGAUGAGUAUCAAAGAAGCUAAAUAAAGAAAGAAAAGGCACAGAAAGAAGCCGAAAAAAUAUAUGAAAUUCGUAUAGAUUUGAUGUUGGAAUGAAUCACAAAACAAUUUUUGGGUUUUGUUGAUUUGGUCAGAAAGAUUUAGAGACAGCAUGGCAAUGCCGUGGGGGAUGACUCUGUGGAUGGCAAAGAUCGUGUGGGUGGUACUGAGUGGGUGGGUCUCAUCGUGCUUGACUGUAGCCGAUGACAUUGCUAGCUCUCUCCGGACUGGUGAUAUUGGUCCUUUCCAUGUUGGCUGAGUCAAUUUCACAAUCAGUGCAGCGAGCCCUCUGCAUGAUCAGCGUGCGAAACACAACAUGGAGUAAGCUCUACAUGGGACCUGGAAAUCCAGAGCCAUCUCUAAUUCUAGUUUGGAUCAGCAAAUGGGCUCUUGAACUGCUGGUUCAUAUUAUAUCAAUGUCAUAAGAAAACAGCCUGGUUGUCUUUAAAGCUUGGUUUUCUUUCAGUUGAUUGAGCAAUGGGAGUGACGCUGUUGACAGAAUUGUAUAGCAAAGAUGUAUUAUACUGUUAUUGAUGUACUCAAAUUUGGUGGCUACGAAAUCUACUUGAUCUUGUUUCGGUUUUCAUCCUGCUUACUACUCCAGCAAUUUCCAGUCACUCCGUCCUCUAAAGCCUAAUUGAAGUUGGAAGUUUUUAGAAGGCUUUGCCCAUUACAAAUGGAAUGUACAAUUAGCCUAGUUUAGUGCAAUGGAAUGCCGUUUUUUUCCUCUGGAGUUUGAUAAAACGAUCAAAUAUAAGGCUAUACAUUGGCAUGACCAA